Molecule: messenger RNA, 3704 nt
Organism: Dicrocoelium dendriticum
Lineage: Eukaryota; Metazoa; Platyhelminthes; Trematoda; Plagiorchiida; Dicrocoeliidae
Source: the annotation of a GenBank genome assembly
GUUUCACUUCAAGCGCUGAUCUGGAAAACAUGUGUUAAUCACAGUCAUGCCGGCCGUCCCUCGGAAUUUUGCUCACCCGCGCAGUCUGUGGUCAUGGUUGAUGUCCAUCUGCUUGAUUCGCACCUGACAUCCAUGUCUUCUUUGGGGAUCAAUUCUUCUACUAAAACGGUCAAUUUGCAUCAUAAUUCUAUUAGCAAGUUGGAGGGUCUUGAAUCGGCUUUUGUCCUUGAGCACUUGGACGUAUCUUCUAAUUCUGUUCUUCGCAUCGAGAAUCUGGAAGCAUUAAAGCGCCUCCGUACUUUGAAUUUAUCCUCAAAUAGGAUCUCUGAAAUUAGUGGGCUGAGGAACCUCAGAAGGCUAGUCAGACUUGACUUAUCCUUCAACGCGAUCGAGAACUUGAGAGGCUUACUUGAGCUGUCUGGACCCGAAUACAGUCUUACGGUUCUUCAGCUGCAGGGAAACCGCAUCGCUUCGUUAGAUCACUUACUUCAUUGCACCUCGGAUUUGAUUAAUCUUCGCCAGCUGACGCUGAUGGAUCCACAUACGGAUGCAAACAAUCCCGUUUGUCUUUCUGAAGGUUACCGUUCAGCAACGCUGGAAGGCUUGCCCCAGUUAAGUAUACUGGAUAACUUGGAUCGUCUUGAUCGGCCGUUACAAGUCAAUGUUCUUUCAGACGUUCCUGAGUUAACAGAUUUCCUGGAUUGUAUUUCUACAACCAGCCUUUGUGAACUAAAUGAGCUCGAGCGAAUGAUUCAAGAGUACUGCAUUCAAAAGGGCUCCUGUGAAGUUUGUCCACGGGGUCCUAUGGAUGUCGAACGGAGCUCCAUACAGACAGAGUCUCACAACGUACAUGCCAUUGAAGGUAUGGCCACCGAUAAGCGCCCCCAGUGCUCUAUCUCAUCUACCACGGAGCAAAGGCUGCUGAAUCUGGAGAAUCAAUUGAGUUCGUUGAUCGCCCUACAACUGACUCAUUUAAAUCAUCCCGGGGAUGGCUCGUGUCCCUCUUCACGCGAUUACGACCAAUCCCCGGAUGUUCCGCCUUGUAAAAAUUCUGCCACCGCUCCUAACGGGAGACAGAGAUUGUCGAAUUAUGGAGAAUGUCAUGUGGACGAAAAGUUCCCAAGCGCAGAACUCGGUGACAAACACUCCAGAGAAGAUGGUAUUAAUUCUACAGCUCAUCCACCCAGCGGUUCAGAUAGGGUUCCGGCGCCGAACAAACAGCCGCGCACCACCCAAAUCCCCAAGCUUCCUAACGUAGUGACUCCCAGUUUCGCUACCGCUGGCUUAACCACUAAAUCAUCUUCAGAGGACCACCCACCUGGUGCACCGAAAAAACCCGUCAUGAGUCGACCUAAUUCAAGGAUGGAUCUUCAUCCCUCUCACGGUAAGCCAAUCCUUCCGAGACGGCCUCUGUCCACUCCUGGACAGCCUCCCGAUGCAUCUCGAAUCAUUCCCGUUGCUUCCGUCGGUUCGGAUUCGAACGCAGUGCGUAGGCCUUCCCACAACGUAAAGAAGAGCGCUACGUCCGAAGCUAAGAUUUCGCAACCGGAUCAAGUGUCCAACACUGGAGGCGUUGCGGACAGAACCCUUGGGCAAUUAUUGAAGGAAUUGGACUCCGAACGAGCUCAGCGCAAACACCUUGAACAAUUGUGUCAGGAUUUGACCGGAAGAAUACUUCGCUUAGAGGCUUCCGCUACGGACGAAGUGAAGGCGUUGGAAGCCACAGAGCAACUCAAACAAGCUUUUACAAACGAACGCCGUGCACGAUUACUUGCUGAAUCGAGGCUACGUGAUCUUGAUACUCGCUUAAGUGAGGUUCUUGCCUCUUUGGAGGCCAUGUGUAACCGGGAGGAGGCCAACAAGGUUCGCACAAAUGAGGAGACCUCUAAGAUGUCUGCACGCUUGAUGGAUUUAGCCAAGGACUAUAAAAAUGCGAUAGAUCGUGCAGAAAAGGCAGAAAAGAUGGUCGAUGAACUUCAUGCUCAAUUGGGAAACCUUGAAUCCGUAAAUCGGGAGCUCACAGAGAAACGCUUUACCAUAGAUAGUCCGGAAGUGCUUCAGCUUAUUUCAGCCCGCAUUGAUGUUGUCGAAGCCAGACACGAGCAGACAAUCAAAUCGCUUAAUGAAAAACUGAAGGAAGCUGACGUUCGAUUCCAUGCAUUGGAAGAUGAAUUUCGCCUCGCUCUACGCAUUGAGGCUGAACGGUACGGAGAGCUGUAUAGUACUGCCGAAGCUUUGAAACAAAAGCUUACCGAUUCAGAGUCGCUUACCAAGGACCUGGAACAGCGUGAGGAGUCUGCGCGGCAACUAGUAGCUCAGCUAACCUCGGCGAUGAAGGAACAAAAAUCCAAAGCAUUGAGUCAACAGAAAGCCAACUUGCUGCUUCAGCAUAAUCAGAAGGAACGGAUUGUCGCUCUGGAGGCACAACUGGAAGAGGCACAAAAUCGGCUCGUUUCGGCCGAAAAUCUUCGACAGCAAGAGCACAAACAGCUCAAAGCUGAAUUGGCCGCCCAAGAAUCCCUCGUGAUGGGUUUGCGAGCUGAGCGCCGGAAUUGGAGCGAAGAGCUGGCGAAGCAAGGUUCGGCACUGUCGCAAGACCGUGGGCGACUGGAAGCUAAAAUCGAAGCACAGACCCUGGAAAUCGCCAGUUUGAAGAAGAGUUUAGAAACUGAAGUCGACUGUGUGAAAAUCAAGACAAAAAUGGUGGACGACCAUGUGGAGACUAUCCGAAAUUUGAAAAAGGGGUUAAUGGAUAACCAGACAGAAAUGAAACGGAUACAGGAGGACGCGCUGGCCACACAACGACAGAUGGAAGAACAAAUCAGACAUCUGCAAAAGAACAGCGAAGAAAAUCUGACGAAGAUAGAACGGCUUGUGGCACGCAAGGAAGAGCUUAAAGACACCGUCACCGUGCUAGAGUCAAGAAUAGAAGAACUUCAAACGCAAAAUGAGUCUCUCAGCGAUCGAUGGCGUGAACGUUCCACUCUGUUGGACAAACUGGAGAAGCAAAUGGAGCAGAUGACUCACCGCUGGGAGCACGAGAAGCAAGAACUGGUCACUGAGCGCGAUAAGGCCCAAGAACAAAUAAAAGAAUUACGCGGCCAAAUGGAAUUCAUGGAUGCCGGAUUUCGACAGCAGUUACAAGCAGUCACCGAGUCGAAGGACGUUGCCAUGUCCGCUGUGCGAGAAGAAGCAGAACAGUUGCGCUCCAACUGCGAAAGUCGCGUGGCUGAUGUUGAAGCUGAAAUGCGCGCGGUUCUAAUUGAAACAGAAAAAGCGAAAGCUGCAAUGGAAACUCGAUUACGACAGGUUUCUGCAGCGCUAAGCGAUCCAAUAAACCGAGAACCGGGGACGCCACCCUUGAGAAUGUGCCACAGUUCACAGUCCAUGCCUUACCAACCGUUCCCAAUGAACUUCGGAUGGAUAUCACCUCCCUUGCUUGAUAACAGAAGAACCAAAUUUACACCCCCACCAGCAUUUGCAGCAUGUAAUUUCCCACGAGCAGGCCAGCUAGGAGGAUUGUGGCGGAAGGCGUGAUGGACGAACGUUCCACUUCAGUUCCCACUAUUACGAUUGAGUUUGAUUAAGGAGCGACGAUGUUCGUAGUUCCCUGCUAUGGCAACAAUUACUUCGGUUACUUUAUGUUCACACGCAUUGUAUUAUCAUCUUUUGUUCAAAUGAUUAAAAGUUCUCACAAUUACAAA